UGACAGUACGUAGAAAGGCUGAGAAAUUCGGUAAGAUUUUGCAAAGUUUCCCUUUGUGUGAAUCAGUUUUGAUAUCACUGAGGAUUUUUCAACGCUACUGAAUCAGAUGUAAAAAUGUUCCACACACCUUUGACACAGCUCUACUUUCAAGACAACCAGAGAAUAAAGCAAGAUAUUUGUAACCUGGAGCUCUCUAUCCCUUUUCAAUCAAUUUUAAAACAUUUAGAAGAAGCCACUACAUCUGACAAAUCAGCUUGUGUCAAUAUUUAUGGUGAACCAGGUUGUGGACGUUCAUCAGUCUUGCUAGAUGUUUGUGAAACAUCUAUUCAAAGCAAAUUAUUACUAUCAGAGGUGUUUGGUGUAAGAGUCAGACAAGGGUGUACCUUAGAGUCCUUCUGGAAUUUGCUUAGUGAAAUUGCAAAAGGAAGACAGGACCGAGAGACAGCAUCUACUCUAACCAACUCAAAAGUCAAGUUAAGCAAAAAAUACAAAGUUGCCGAAGCCUUCAUCUCAACAAACUUCAAAUUGAUUUGCAUAGAUGAUGCAAGUGCUGAUGGUGGGAUUGUUUGGUCUCACCUUUCAAAGUUGUUGAACAAAACUAGUGUUGGUGUUGCACUUGUUUCCAGUGAAUGUAACUUUCCUUUCAAAGAAGAAAUAAGGGAUUGGCAAUCACUCUCUGUGGAGGUUAAAGGUCUUAAUGUGCAAUCCUUUAGAAUUAAUGUCAGACAGCUGAACUCUUCCUGGAAGUUAAGUGAAGAAAAGAUCUCUGAAAUGCAUUGCAUAUUGAAUGGCAACCCUAAAGCAAUCAGUAUUCUGAUUAAUGUUUUCAAAGAAUUUAACCUUCAAGACAAGAGUUUGAAUUGUGUCCUUUUGUCUCUGAAAAAUUACAAAAUGGUACAUGAAAUUGGAAAAGAAGAUCACCAUCCCAUUUUAAUGAUCCUUCAAUUUGUAUUUGAACGCCUAACUGCUUUUGAGAAAAAAGUUUAUAGCCAGCUCUGUAACCUGCGAGAACCUCUCCCUGUUAUUCAUCUUUCAAAGGAAACAGAAAAGCUAAUUAGGCUUGGCUUGGUUGAUAACCAAGCCAGCAGCAUGCGUAGCAGCAAACAAGAAAUUGAUGUAGUAUCAAUAUCAGUGGCUCAAUGCCUCCAGCUGAGUGCAGCAAAACUCCUCGAUUUCUCAGUUGAAGAUGAAUUACUAAGUGCCUUUGGUAUGUGGCAUGCACUCUUGUCAAGUAAACUUCAGAUGCUCAUUAUUGAUGCAAAAAGGAAUGCAUGGCCUUUUGUCCCUGAGAAAUGGCAAUACACUUCCCGUGUUGGACCAGAAGAAAGGUACAAUAUUAAGGAUCUAAUUACAGCUAAGAAUUCUACUGCUCCAUUCUUAACUGAACUUGACAUCAUGGAGGAGUGCUUGUUUCAUGCAGUGAAAGAGAAGAAAUACAGCACUGUAGGAGCAUUAGUGUUUGUUCUGGACAGGUUCACUUAUUGGCAAGGAAUGUCUCAUAGGACUCUUCAAUUUGUUGAAUAUCUGAAGACCAACAGUCCUGGCAUACCCAUUGCACCUCAGUUAUUGAUAAGAAAUGUCAGAAUUAUGAAAAACGCAGGAAACCUACAAGGUGCGGAGAAAGCUCUUGACGAUCUCCUAGCUCAGAAGGCACAAAUCGGUAAAUGGAUCUACCAGGCGGAACAUGAUCGUCAACUUGUAAGUGCAGUCUGCAUUCAGAUCAAAGGUGACAUUCAGUACAACCUGGGACAAUGGACGGAAGGGGCAAAGCUUUUGUUGGAUUCUGUGGUUUUGUUUAGCACACUUCCAAUCCCAGAUACAAAAGGAAUCUCCUCCAGCCUUGCUAUUCUCGGUAACUGCUUUCAGCGAAUGAGUGUAACUGAGUAUCUACCUGUUUGUCACAUGUAUGGUCUCACAGCCUCCCAUCCAUUGCUUCAAGCUUACCACUGCGCGUGCGAGGCUGCUGAAAGAUCACAAUUCACGCCACUUUUUUACGCCAGACAUAAAUGUCGUGCCGGGGAAUGUUUGUUGCAUUACUCAAGAGUUAUUCCGUGUGGAACUACAAAGCAAGACUGUCUUAAGAAUUCCAUUCAAGCUUUCAAAGACAGCAUUCAAGCUCAUAAAGACCUGCAGUCGUUGACAAGCCGAGAAGAGUUCUAUGUCUUUGUUUGUGCAGUUUACAAGCUUGGCCUCGCAUACGAGGAGUUGUCAUCAGAUACUGGUUGCACUGACCAAGGAAAGGAGGUAUUACGAAUGUCGAUGUCAAUGUAUGAACACUACUGCCACUUCAGCGGGAUGAUCAUUUUGGAUGGCGGUAUCACUACGCUGAUUGCUCACUGUCUAGGUUUUUUAGGGUUGCCUCAGUGGUGUGCAGAUUCUCGAGAUGUCAACAAAAAAGCACUUUCCUUAACUGUCGUCGAAAAUCGGCGUGAGGAAACGAGCAAGUCAGUUUUUGUGCACUCAAGAGCACUGACUGACAGCUCGGUGGAAAGAGGCAUCAGAUCAGAUCAUCACGAGACUCGUUUGGAAAUGCGUAGCGAAGGAUUUGUGGUCACCGAUAGCUUAACGGCAGAAAAGCCCAAACAUUCUCACAGCGGUCUUACUAACACAGGAGGAAGGCCACCAGCUACAAACUACAUUGACUUAACUGUUAAUAGAGAUUGUGAAACAAGAGAAAGCUGUUCAACCGAAGAUUCCCCAGAACCUGUCACUGAUGCAUCAGGUGACAGCUUUGAAGUGAAGGUCGAUACUGCAGAUCCCUGUGUUAUAAUCCAACACCUGGAACAGGAGACGGUGGCAAUCAGCAGUGACAGGCUUCUGUCUCAAACCAUAAACGAUCUUCAGUCUCAUCUCCGGAACGUGAAAGUAGAUCCGAGUCACAAAGUACAAGCUGCUAUUGUUUGGAGAUAUGACUACCUACGAAGAGAGUGGAAAGGGGAAAAGACAUUGGCAUAUGUUGGAAAUUUACUUGAGUUAGAGGAAGGCAAAGAGGGAGCACAGAGAAAUGCGUAUAUGGUAGAGUUUGCUGAUCAAGAUGAUCCUUUGGCAGGGUAUGUGGCAAAGUGUUACAAGAAGCCCAGAGAUAUCAAACAGUAUCAACAGGAUGUCAUUUGUCAGAUGACAGCUCGUCAUUACGUCACACUUUUCAACCAGCAACUCUAUCUUGCAGCUGUGAAUGUGGGCGAUAUCCAGUUCCUUCCUGUUGUUUUGCUACAACUUGUUGACGGUGGUGGCCCCGUCAGUGGUGCCGUGUAUAACGUGGAACCUUACAUGGCUGGAGAAUUUGUCAAACUCACCAACAACUUUGGCUUUGUCAGAAGUGAGGACGGCAUGUCCGACAUAGUUUUGGCAUUCAGCCACUUCACAUUCGAAGCAUCAAAACAGCAGCUAGUGAUCGUUGAUAUUCAAGGCUGGACUCCAGAUACUACUGACAAAGGUGAAUGCACAUUUCUCACUGACCCUCAGAUUCACUCGGAGCGAUACCAGUGUUUUGGAACAGGGAAUUUACGUCAGCGUGGCAUUGAUAGCUUUUGGAAAGAGAUGCAUCCGAAGUGUAAUAACAUUUGUAUUAAGUUAAAACUAUCAAGACCGAACGUCAUAUCAAAAUGAAUUGAGUGCAAGAAGUGAACUGAACAGUCAGCUGUACAAGAUUGUGGUAUUUGUCCUAUGUGACAGAAAGUAAUGCUCGAUAAAAAUGCAAAAUAGUUUCUCCUAGACUAAAGAUUAAAGUGUCAAGCGACCGAAUGAUAAGGACGCAUCCGAACCAGUCGCUUGACACUUAAAUCUGCCUAAUCAUUCCAAGCAUCAGAUGGCGGUCUGCGGUCUUUCCCUACAUUUAGGUAGUUCGGAAAGCCGCAAAACUCUUGAACAAAAGUUUAUAUUUCAAAUCGGCACUCUUAAUCCCAACGGUAUCAAUGAACGCUUUUCAUUCUACUUAUUUAUUCUUGUUGGUUUGAUUACCGUGUCCUUACCAAAAGCGGAGCCCCACUUUUUGUAUAUGAACACACACACAACCCACAAUUGUUCCCUUCUCUCUGACGAAGGGCUAACGCUCGAAACGUCAGCUUUGGAACUC
Molecule: messenger RNA, 4075 nt
Organism: Stylophora pistillata
Lineage: Eukaryota; Metazoa; Cnidaria; Anthozoa; Scleractinia; Pocilloporidae
Biological process (GO): protein phosphorylation; cytoplasmic pattern recognition receptor signaling pathway; innate immune response
Cellular component (GO): cilium
Molecular function (GO): monosaccharide binding; ATP binding; protein serine/threonine kinase activity
Source: RefSeq, a predicted model, not a curated record